Molecule: messenger RNA, 1026 nt
Organism: Fragaria vesca subsp. vesca
Lineage: Eukaryota; Viridiplantae; Streptophyta; Magnoliopsida; Rosales; Rosaceae
Exons: 1
Coding region: 1-1026 (341 amino acids)
Source: RefSeq, a predicted model, not a curated record
AUGAUCAUGGGUGCAUCCAAUUGUAGUACUCCUCCUAUUCAUUCAAAAAUAUCAAAAUCCACAGAUGUUAUUGUUAGCUUUGAUGAUCUAUUGGUUGAAAUCCUAUGUCGACUUCCUAGCAAGGAAUUCGUUUUCCAAUGCAAAUGUGUUUCCAAGCAUUGGCUCAGUCUCAUCUCGGAUCCGUAUUUAAUCGGCCGCUUUCUGCAUCUUCAAAGAUUUCAUAAUCAAACCCCAACAGCACGAACUCUGAUAGACAGAAGAGGAAAGGAGUUCCUGACACCGUCGUCAUCCAAUAUGCUAUCUCCACUAUUCAAAAGACUCAUGAGUUUCCAUGGUUUGGAAGAAAAGCCAUAUGUGGUAGCAACAUCUAAUGAUUUAGUUUUGUGCUGCCGAACUCCAUGUCACCAAAACCAACGUGAAUUCUACAUUUGCAAUCCAUGCACAAGGCAAUGGAUUGCUCUUCCUCCCACUACUCGAUGUUGCAAGUAUGCACCAGUUGGAUUCAUUUUUGAUCGCUACUAUGAAGAGGAAGAUAGUACUACUAGUAGUACCAAUAGUUUUGUUAAUAUUAGAAAGGACUACAUGUGCAAGGUCGUGAGAAUUCUUCCUCAAGAUUUAGCUGCAACUUCUUUUGAUUUGAUGGGUCAACACUUUUCCAAAUUUAUUGUUCAUGUGUUCUCUUUCGAAACGGGUGAAUGGAGAGAGUCAUUUGAGUCAUCCCUGCGAAGCAUCACAAUUACAGACUCUAAUAGCGUUGCUUACAAUGGAAUGUUGUAUUGGACAUAUUGGGCAUAUGAUGAUGAUGAGUCUCGUGAGGAGACGGGGCUUGUUGCGUUGGAUCCUUUCAUGAUCGGCAAUGUCAGUAGUGGUAGGUCUAAUGGUGAUGAGACUCUUGAAGAUGAUCGGUACCAAUUUCAUCUAUGUGAUGCAGUUGAUUAUGUUUUAGUCGAUCCAUUUAUAUGUGUGCGCCGAGGGCGUCUACAAAUGUGGGUGUGCAAUCACCGUGAAUAUGUUAUUAAUGUCUAG